UAUGUUAAAACAUACUAUUUAACACAUUUUGAAAAUAUUUAGCUGUUUGUAACUGAGAUUAGAUUUUCUAAUAGUUGUUCAGUAUUUAGUUCUAGCAAUAAAAAAUUAUUUGCAAAUUUUAAAUAGUUAAUAAUUUCUUAUAAAUAAUAUUUUCUUUUGUAAUGUUUUACAUAAUAUUCUGACAAGUAUCAAUAAUUUUAUUUAAUAAUAUUUACUUAAUCAUCAUUAUAACGCUCAUAAUUUUAAUGGCAUGGACUUUUUGUUUCAGAUAUAUGAGUCUCGCUUCAAAGUUUGGUGGUGGCAAGAGAGUUGACCACGCUAAGAGAGGGUCGUAUAGAAGAAGAGUGAUUGGAGCAGGACUAUCCCAUUCGUCAGGUCCAUCGUGGCAUGCUGCAACAUGGAAAAAAAUGUGUGGAAGGAGCCCAGGGAAGUUUUUGAAAAGAAUGUGUUCCAGACGGGAAAAAAUUAGAAUGUGUCUAAAUAACUGGUACAAGAAGACACAGUCGCGCAAAAGAAAAAAAAUCACCACUGCUGCUUCAGAUGAAGAUUACGGAGCCAGCUGCACAGAGCCAGAUAUACCCGAAGUUGAGAUGCAGAACAAGAUGGAAGACUUUCUAAAGAAAUUACAUGAAGACGUUCGUACUCGUGAAAAACAGGUUGCCCUAGAAAGAAAUACAACAAACCAACAUGACUGUGCUUUGUGGAGGGAAACACGCAUCAACCGCCUUACAGCUUCCAGUUUUGGAGCAGUAGUUAGGCGAUUAGAACAUACCUCUUGUCACAAUUUGGUGAAAAAUAUUCUCUUCAAGAAAGAACUCAACACUGAAUCUGUUCAGUUUGGCAGGCUGCACGAAAAAACCGCACUUAAAAAGUACGAAGAAAUUAGUGGCGCAACGACAGAUAAAUGUAGCAUUUUUGUUUCUGAGCAAGUGCCUUACCUUGGUGCUUCUCCAGAUGCUAUCGUAGGGUGUGAUGGUAUUGUAGAAGUAAAAUGCUUUCCAUCAAUAGGAGAAAACAAAUUUUCUGAUAUAUUAAAAGAAAAACGUUUGAAGUGUUUCGAAGAAAAAUAUGGUACAAUGCAAAUAAAAAAAACUCACUCUUACUACUAUCAAAUUCAGGGACAGUUGAACAUUUCAAGAAAGAAAUAUUGUGAUUUUGUGGCAUACAGCUCAAAUGACGUUUUCGUUCAAAGAAUUUUGAGGGAUGAAUCGUUUUGGGAACACACAAUGUUACCUAAGCUAAAAAGGUUUUAUUUAGAAUGUAUGUUGCCUGAAAUAAUUGACAGUCGCAUAAAACGAAAAAUGAAAUGUAGGGAUCCAGAAUACGUGUUGAAAGCUCAAGAAAAAAAAAAAUUCAAUGCACAAACAAGUGUCAGUGUGAAGUUUUGUCAAAGUUUGAAUACUUAGCAGUGCCUAUGGAUUGAAAUAAAUUAUGAUGAAAUUAUCAUUAAUUAAGAAUUAAAUUGUCUUCGAACGUCAUUUUC
Molecule: messenger RNA, 1483 nt
Organism: Bacillus rossius redtenbacheri
Lineage: Eukaryota; Metazoa; Arthropoda; Insecta; Phasmatodea; Bacillidae
Exons: 1
Coding region: 246-1406 (386 amino acids)
Source: RefSeq, a predicted model, not a curated record